CUUUCUCCUAGUCCUACGGUUCACUUUGCCCUAAAGCGAUACAGGCCGAACUGGGAGGGGCUGAAAGCCCGGGUGAGUCCUGGCAGUGGCCAGGCAAUCACAGGGUGCACUGAGGAUCUUCCUGACAUGAGUCUCUCAUAAGUCCCCCGACACCCAGGUGAGGCAUAUAAUCAACAUCAGCUUCCCCCUCUCACCAGCACCAGGGCCAGGCACCGUUGUGAAUUAGCAGCCAGCAUCUCAGGCCUGCAGCCUCAGUUUCUCUGGAGAAAAACCCGUGGGAGGCUGGUUCAGGGCUGUUACAGGCCUUAAACCUGAGCUGCUACCACCUACUCACCAUGUUGAAGAUGUCAUUGUUUGGAAGGGACUACAACAAUGAGUCCAAGUCCCUGGACAAUGGGUCCAAGUCGCUCUUGGAGAGUAGCAGUAGCAUCACUUCAGAGAGUGUCCAUGCUGCGGAGGAAGCCAGUGGAAUAUCGAUAGUGCAAACCUUGAUCCACUUACUGAAAUGCAACAUUGGCACAGGGCUCCUGGGGCUUCCUCUGGCCAUGAAAAAUGCCGGCUUAUUGGUCGGUCCUUUCAGCCUGCUGGCCAUCGGGAUCCUCACCGUGCACUGUAUGGUCAUCCUGCUGAACUGUGCUCAUCACUUAAGUCAAAGACUGCAAAAAACUUUUGUGAACUAUGGAGAGGCCAUGAUGUACAGCCUGGAAACCUGCCCAAAUGCCUGGCUGAGGACCCACUCAGCAUGGGGAAGGUACACUGUCAGCUUCUUAUUAAUCAUCACCCAACUGGGCUUCUGCAGUAUUUAUUUUAUAUUUAUGGCAGACAAUUUACAACAGAUGGCGGAAGAAGCCCACCUGACAUCCAACACCUGCCAACCCAGGAAAAUCCUGGUACCGACCCCCAUCCUGGACAUUCGCUUCUACAUGCUGUUACUCCUGCCCCUCCUGAUCCUGCUGGUGUUUAUCCAGAACCUCAGGGUGCUAUCCAUCUUCUCAACACUGGCCAACAUCGCCACCUUGGGGAGCAUGGCUCUGAUCUUUGAAUAUAUUGUGCAGGGGAUUCCAGAUCCCAGGAACCUACCCUUGAUGGCAAGCUGGAAGACCUUCCUGGUGUUCUUCGGUACAGCCAUCUUCACAUUUGAAGGCGUUGGUAUGGUUCUUUCUCUCAAAAACCAGAUGAAGCAUCCACAGCAGUUUUCUUUUGUUCUGUACUUGGGGAUGUCCCUUAUCAUCAUCCUCUACAUCUGCCUGGGGACUCUGGGCUACAUGAAGUUUGGGUCGAACACCCAGGCCAGCAUCACCCUCAACUUGCCCAAUUGCUGGUUGUACCAGUCGGUCAAGCUGAUGUACUCCAUCGGCAUCUUCUUCACCUAUGCCCUCCAGUUCCAUGUCCCAGCUGAGAUCAUCAUCCCUGUCGUCAUCUCCCAGGUGUCAGAGAGCUGGGCACUGUUUGCAGAACUGUCUGUCCGCACAGCCUUGGUCUGUCUGACCUGUGUUUCAGCCAUCCUCAUCCCCCGCCUGGACCUGGUCAUCUCCCUGGUGGGCUCUGUGAGCAGCAGUGCCCUGGCCCUCAUCAUCCCACCCCUCCUGGAGCUCAUCACCUUUUACCCAGAAGACAUGAGCUGUGUCACCAUUGCAAAGGACAUCAUGAUCAGCAUCCUGGGCCUUUUGGGGUGUGUAUUUGGAACAUACCAAGCCCUCUAUGAGUUGAUCCAACCCAUCAACCAUUCCAUAGCCAACUCCACAGGGGUCUAUUUUUAUGCUAGUAGUUCUCCCUUACUCCCACCCCCAAUGUGAUUUCUAUUGUGGAUAUUAUAUACAUUCAUCAAACCCCAACAUCUCUAUAUUAAUUGGCCUCUUUAUCUUUCCAAGACAACUGUAGAUGCCACAAGUCAGUACUGAUACCUCUCAGGCUGUGCCUUUUUUAGGUUUUGGAUUUCUUUGGAGGUCUUUUGCACCUUUGACCCAAAACCAAAUUCAACCAUUGACAUUAAUAGCCUUAUUUAAUGGGAGAAGGGAUCCAUUUGCUGUGAUAUCCCUGGAAACAGAAAUCAAGCAUAGAUACAACACAGGAGCAAUCAUUUUCUCUCUUCUGAAGUAAUUGCCCUUAAAGCAUCAGAUUUAGAAACGUGUAUGUUGGGGGAAGAGGGGUUUCUAUUUAGAUGUUGUUCUAAGUGGAGGAGUCACAGAACAAAAAUAGAAUUUAGUGAUUUUGUCCAGCCAUUUGCUCUGCCAUUGAUUUUCUUUGGGAUCUUGGGCAAGUUUCUCUGCUUCUCCAUCUCACUUUCCCAUACUGUGAAAUGAAAGAUUGGACUAAUUGGUUG
This is a messenger RNA of Camelus dromedarius (Arabian camel), 2323 nucleotides long. RefSeq names its product solute carrier family 36 member 3 (gene SLC36A3). The coding region runs from base 336 to 1796 and encodes 486 amino acids. The record is from RefSeq and is a predicted model, not a curated record. Gene Ontology annotation, biological process: proline transmembrane transport; glycine transport; L-alanine transport. NCBI's taxonomy places the organism in Eukaryota, Metazoa, Chordata, Mammalia, Artiodactyla, Camelidae. Gene Ontology annotation, molecular function: glycine transmembrane transporter activity; L-alanine transmembrane transporter activity; amino acid:proton symporter activity. The transcript is spliced from 10 exons.